AUUGCAAAUUCGACGAUAUUGUUAAAAAUAUAUUUUCAUAAUUUAGUGCAAUCAGAUUGUUACACCCAAUUAAUAUAAUUAUUUUGUAGCUCUGAAUAUCUCUUUGUUGCAUAUACAUACAUUGUAUAUGAAUACCAUAUAUCGGCUGGGAAUAUCGUCAAGAGUGUAUGGCCAGUUAUCUCACCCCUAGUGUACAGUCGCCUCAGUCGCGACGGUGGAUAUAUAAAUAAUUGUUGUUUUUUUUCGCGGCAAAAAGUGCAAACAUUCUUUUUACGACAUCACAAUUCAAGGAAAACAACACGAGCAAUGGUUAAGCUAGGCAAAAAAAAAUUAGCAGAGCUCUCGGAAAUAAGCAAAAAGAAAUCAGCCGCAUGCUCCGACAGUGAUGAAAAUCCGAAAAAUGGAGCCAACAAUUCAAGUGAUGAUGAUGACUCCGAAAUUGUCAACGAUAAGCAGGAAACUGGCUCGAAAAAACAACGGGCGUCCGUGGCAUCCACAAAGAUCACCAUUAAUGACAGCGACACGGAUGGGAGCGAUGAUCUGCCAUUGAAUGGCAGCAAAGCGUCCAGCUCGAGUGGACCGCCCCGAAAGAAGCAAAAGAAGACGCCCAAAUCGAAGGGCAAAGCAGCGCUGCAGGCGGCGGCUGCUGAAAAGAAUAAAAACAAAAAAUCGUCAACCAAAGCCGUAUCAGAUGACAAUAAUGAUGACAAUGACGAUGACAACGCCAACGCCGAUGAUGAUGUUGACAGGGAAUUCGAGGUGGAGGCGAUUGUAGGUCACAAGUCGAAGAACGGCGAGUCGUUUUUCCUGGUUCGCUGGAAGGGUUACGGCAAGGAGGACGACAGCUGGGAGCCGGAGGCCGAGCUUAAUUGCGACGACCUGAUCGAGGAAUAUCGUAAAAAGAACAGCAAGAAGAGCGCCGGAGCUGGCAAGAAAUCGCCGGCAGCGGCAAAGGGUGUACGCGGCCGAAAGGCGAGCAGCAAGACUGUGUCCACCGAUCCGGAUAAGGAAUGGGCAGUGGAACGCAUAUUGGACUCAGUCCAUGACGAUGAGCACGGCGUUCUCUAUCGCAUACGCUGGAAGGGCUUCGGUGCCAAGGAGGACACCUGGGAGCCUGAAUCGAAUCUAUCCUGCGAGGGCCUAAUCGAAAAGUACAAGAGGAGACUGAACGAGGAACGCAACGUAGACGCGAAACAGUUGCGAGAAUCGCCGAAGAAAACGAAACGCUUGGUCAACGAGACAAUUCCACGCUCUAAUUUACACAAUCGAAUCGAGCGUUCCUCGAAGCGAGCCGCAGCGAAAAAUCGCGUUUUCUAUGGCGAGGAAUAGGAGAACGGGACUUGUAGUUCAAUACGAGAUAUUUGACGACAAAUAACAACAAAACAAAAAUAACAAAGAGAAAAAAGUGCAGUAUCGAAUUCGGAGUAGUAAUUGAAAUGAAUAACAGUUUUAAAGCGAUUAGCUUAAGUUGAUGAAACGUGAAACCUUACUGAAGGCCUGGCACGUUCCUAGUUCUUAAGAGUAUAAAUUGUCUAAGUACGUGAAAACCAUUAACCAACAAAUAAAAAAUAAAAAAUAAAAUAUUAAAACAGAAUUUCUUCUAAGGUUUUAGGUUAUGACAAAAAAUAUAAUUCCCUCUUUAUAAUGUAUUAUCGUAGUCAACUAAAUUAAACUACACUUUCUAUUAAGUUUUCCAUAAACAAAUAAAUAAGAAUGUAAAAUAUGUUUCAAACAAUUUA
Messenger RNA from Drosophila mojavensis, 1739 nucleotides. RefSeq lists its product as uncharacterized. The coding region runs from base 307 to 1329 and encodes 340 amino acids. The transcript has 4 exons. Lineage: Eukaryota; Metazoa; Arthropoda; Insecta; Diptera; Drosophilidae. The record is from RefSeq and is a predicted model, not a curated record. Gene Ontology annotation, cellular component: pericentric heterochromatin. Gene Ontology annotation, biological process: chromatin organization; negative regulation of transcription by RNA polymerase II. Gene Ontology annotation, molecular function: chromatin binding.